This is a messenger RNA of Eutrema salsugineum, 2801 nucleotides long. Its product is annotated as CRM-domain containing factor CFM3A, chloroplastic/mitochondrial. Gene Ontology annotation, molecular function: mRNA binding. Bases 229 to 2667 code for a protein of 812 amino acids. The transcript is spliced from 8 exons. The record is from RefSeq and is a predicted model, not a curated record. Lineage: Eukaryota; Viridiplantae; Streptophyta; Magnoliopsida; Brassicales; Brassicaceae. Gene Ontology annotation, biological process: RNA splicing, via transesterification reactions.
CCGGUUGAACCGGCAGUUAGCCGGGUUUAAUAAUUUAAUCGGGUGGUAAACCCCGGUUCAAAGUCGGUCUUUGAUUAAUUUGACUAAUUUGGUUAAAAUUGCGGUGGUAUGGUAGCGCCGCCGAGCGUCUAAUUGGCCGGUUAAUGGAUUAGGUAUCGAAUUUUUAGAACACAGACACAUUUCUCCAUGAAUAAACCCACCACUUAAGUAAAUUUUAUUACAUCAUCAAUGGCGAUGAAAUGUAGUCGCCAUUUUUGCCCAACCAUUAUCACGAAGACGAAGCUUGUCUACUCAUUUCAAAGCUCCUUCUACUUCUGCUUUUUAAAGUACAGUUCAUCAGUUUCAAUAGGUCCCCGAAACAGUAUAAUUGCCUCUGCGUCGAAUAGUGAUCAAACCCAAUCGAAAAGAUUUAGCUUUUCUCCUGUAAGCAAGCUAAAAAGUAGUAAUAGGGGUUGUCCUGGAGAAUGGUUAGAGAAUUGGAACAGAACCCAGAAACAGAAUCAACUGAAACCUCCAAAGAUAGUUGUAAAUUACCGAAAAGAAGGGAGAUUUUCUGGGUUAGGCUUCACAAGUGAUGAAGCUACUAGUAGAGAUAGUGAUGGUAGAACAAUGGAGAAGAUUGUAGAGAAGUUGAAAAAAUAUGGAUACAUGGAAGGUGAUGAGAAUAAAGAAGUUGAGCAAGAGAGAAGGAUCGAGAAAGGAUCAGUGGAGGAUAUAUUUUAUGUUGAAGAAGGGAAUUUCCCAAAUACAAGAGGUGGAUUCAGUGAAGAAUCAUUGCUUGGUAGAGAAAAUGUGUUUGAAAACAAUGGAGAAGUGGAGAUUCCUUGGGAGAAGAUAAGUGCCAAGGAGAGGAAGGAGCUGGAAUCGGAGUGGACUGUGAAGAAAGAGAGUAGAUACUCGUUGGCGGAAAUGACUCUUUCGGAACCGGAGCUAAGGAGGUUGAGGAACUUGACGUUUAGAACAACGAGCAAUAUGAAGAUUCGAGGAGCAGGUGUGACUCAGGUGGUAGUGGAUUCGAUUAAAGAGAAGUGGAAGACCUCAGAGAUUGUGAGAUUGAAGAUUGAAGGAGCAAGUACGCUUAACAUGAGAAAGAUGCACGAGAUAGUAGAGAGAAAAACUGGUGGUUUGGUGAUUUGGAGGUCCGGGACUUCCAUUUCUUUGUACAGAGGUGUCACUUACGAGCUUCCAGCAGGAAAAUGGAACAAGCAAAAAAGAGAGGAGACAUUACCUUCUUCCUCACCUGAAACUACAAAUAUGGUUGCUAAUAGUGAUGAACAAGCGCAUCUUCCUCAACUAGACCAGGGGACAACUAGUGUGGCAAAGAAAGACCAGACAUCUCAACAAGAAGUAGAAUAUGAAGAUGAAAUUGAUGAACUGUUAGAUGGUCUUGGUCCUAGGUUCAUGGACUGGACUGGAGAUAAUCCAUUACCUAUAGAUGCUGAUUUGCUUCCAGGCGCCAUUCCUGGUUACGAACCACCUUUCAGGGUACUUCCUUAUGGAGUGAGAUCAUCUCUGGGACCAAAAGAGGCAACAGCUUUGAGAAGACUUGCUAGAUUUCUUCCUCCUCACUUUGCUUUAGGUCGAAGUAGGCAGCUCCAAGGCUUGGCAACAGCAAUGGUUAAGUUAUGGGAAAAGAGUAUGCUUGCAAAGAUUGCGUUUAAACGUGGCGUACAAUUAACCACCAGUGAGAGAAUGGCCGAAGAUCUCAAGAAGUUGACAGGAGGCGUAAUGCUCUCUAGGAACAAAGACUUCUUAGUUUUCUACAGAGGAAAGAACUUUUUAUCUCGAGAAGUAGCUGAUGCAUUGGUGGAGCAGGAAAGAUUUGCAAGGAAUUUGCAAGACAAUGAAGAACAGGCACGGUUAAGAGGAUUUUCGGCUCUGAUUGUCCCAAGUACUGAGCCUACAAAUAAAUUUGUUUUUGCUGGUACUCUAGGUGAAACUCUUGACGCGACUGGUAAGUGGGGAAAGAAUCUGGAUGAUGAUCAUCCUGCAGAGGAAGUAAAACAAGAGGUUGAGAAAUUGAGGCAUCAAAAUCUUGUCAAGAAGCUGGAAAAGAAACUUGCUUUUGCUGAGAGAAGGCUGUUGAAAGCUGAACGUAGUUUAGCUAAGGUGGAAGAGUUUCUAAAGCCAGCGGAGCAGAGAGCUGACCAAGAGAGCAUAACUGAUGAAGAGAGAUUUAUGUUCCGCAAGCUCGGUUUGAAGAUGAAAGCAUUCUUACUUCUAGGUAGGCGAGGAGUGUUUGAUGGUAGGGUUGAGAACAUGCACUUACACUGGAAAUACAGAGAGCUGGUCAAAAUUAUAGUGAAGGCUAAAACUUUUGACGGUGUAAAGAAAGUAGCAUUAGCUCUUGAAGCCGAGAGUGGCGGUAUCCUGGUUUCUAUUGACAAGGUCUCAAAAGGUUAUGCCAUUAUCGUGUACAGAGGAAAAGACUACAAGCGUCCUCCCAUGUUGAGGCCAAAGAACCUUCUGACAAAGAGGAAGGCUUUAGCACGUUCCAUUGAGCUCCAAAGACGCGAGAGUCUUAUAAAACACAUUUCAGCUAUACAUGCAAGGGCAGAACAGCUGAGAGCUGAAAUUGAACUGAUAGAGAAAGUAGGAGACAAGGGAGAUGAAGAGUUGUACAACAAGCUUGAUGUGGCUUAUGCUUCUAGCUAUGAGGAGACAUAAGAAGCAGAGGAGGUUCUGGGGGUAGAAGACCAUCUUGGGUGCUUCGAAUUUAAAAUAUAUUUAGGAGCCUUUCUGUAUAAAGACUAGUUGGUUAAGAUGAUCUAUAGAAAAUGUAUCAUAUUAUUUACUAGUGA